Molecule: messenger RNA, 1809 nt
Organism: Oryza brachyantha (malo sina)
Lineage: Eukaryota; Viridiplantae; Streptophyta; Magnoliopsida; Poales; Poaceae
Product: 30S ribosomal protein S9, mitochondrial
Exons: 5
Coding region: 87-1328 (413 amino acids)
Biological process (GO): translation
Cellular component (GO): cytosolic small ribosomal subunit; ribosome
Molecular function (GO): RNA binding; structural constituent of ribosome
Source: RefSeq, a predicted model, not a curated record
AGAGAGAGAUGAGACGAAUUGAGUUAAGCCGCUAAAACCCUAGCGUUCCACCACGGGUGGUCGCCUCCCUCCGCCUCCGCGCCACCAUGCUGCUCCGCCGCCUCCUCCACUCCUCCCGCCACCUCCGCCACCGCCUCCAAACCCUAACGCCGGCGAGCACAGCCGCCUCGUCCUCUGCCGUCCCGGCUCGUCUUCCAUUUUUCCCGCUCCCAUCCUCUCGCCUCCUCUGGCCUCGGCUCCUCUCCACCUCCGGCCGCGACGACGACCCCAGCAAGCCAUGGGCGUUCACGCUGGACUCCGGCGAUCCGGAUCCCUUCGCCGGUGAAGACGUCGAGGUUCCCGCUGGCGAGGAUCCGCUAGGAGCGAGCACCGCCGGGGAGGACCCUUGGGCGAAGGAUUUCCGCGCGGAGGACAGCGAGAAGGGGGACGUGUUCGAGGAGAUCUUCAAGGAAGAGGCUGCCACUGCCACCGCCACCGCCGCCGCCCCCGCUUCCGGAGAGAAGGCUCCGGCAAGCACCGACGAGCUGUGGACGCUGAGCGGGGACGAUGAGAAGGAUCCUUUCGCGGAGGCCGUGCUGGGGGAGGGGCUUGAGGGGAUCGGAGGUGAGGGCGCUGCGAUUGGUGACGUCGAUGCGGAGGAAGACGAGGAGGAGGCAGAGCGUAAACGGCAGGCGAACAGGGCGAGGGAGCAGGAGCUAAUGGAGACACUCAAAGGUCCAAACCGUGCAUUUGGUGAUCUCAUUGAGGCCUCUGGGAUUACAGAGGAUAUGAUUGCUAGUUUGAUCCUUUUAAAGGAUGUUAGGGGUGUUCCUGGAUUACCUCCCUUACAGGAAAUUGAAGAUAGAGCUAUUGAAAAAAUGAACGCGACAUCAAGCAGAGCUGAAGUAGAACGCCAAAAGCAAGAGGAAAUUGCUAAAGCACGUGUAAGACAAGUUGAUGAGAAAGGAAGGGCUUAUGGAACAGGGAAAAGGAAAUGCAGCAUUGCCCGUGUCUGGAUUAAGCCUGGUGAUGGGAAGUUCAUUGUCAAUGACAAACAAUUUGAUGCUUACUUCCCAAUUCUGGAUCAUCGAGCUGAUCUUCUUCGCCCAUUUACCGUGACCAAGACUCUGGGGCAUUGGGAUGUUACCUGUACUGUGAAAGGUGGUGGUGUCUCAGGGCAAGUCGGAGCUAUCCGGCUCGGUAUCAGCAGGGCCUUGCAGAAUUGGGAACCAGGACUACGACCAUACCUCAAAGCAGCUGGAUAUUUGACAAGGGACUCACGAGUUGUUGAAAGGAAAAAGCCUGGAAAGGCAAAAGCAAGAAAGAGCUUCCAAUGGGUCAAACGUUAACAGGUACCUGUUAUUUGUUGUUAUUUUUUUCUGGUCAGGCACUCUGUAUUUGCAGUUGGACUGUUAUACCGGUUGGUCCUUUUGAGAUUAAUACUCAAAUAUUCCAACAUUUACCGAUAAUGGGCAUCAUGAGACAAGCAUUCUGGUUUCUUUAAUGUUGAUACGGCAAACUGAUCCAGAAAAAUCAUCAUUUGACCUAAUUAAGAGUACAAUGCUAUGAGCAGUGAGCUGCCACUAGAAUAGACUGUCCGAUGGAAAUACUACUGAAAUAGUUGUUUAGAAGUCAGGAGUAUUUCACAUUACUUCUCCAUGUUUGCAUGUCCAUGCACUGACUAUGGUAAAUGAAAGUUACGCGUCCGACUCUGUAAGCAGUAAUAAGCCCAAAAGGAUUUUUUUUUCCCCAAACGUGAUACGCAUUGUGUUUCUCUGAGCAGAUUGACAAUUAUUUGAAUCCACCAUGAAUGAGAUUGCUUAUGCGCUA